AUGGGGCUUAGUACAGGAAGUGAAUUAAACAUCCUGAACCAUACUCUCGAUGCUCACCUUAUGGCAGCCCUCCACCGCAAACCUGGGAAAGAUAUGGUAGUGGAGAAGAACACAUAUGGUGCAUUCAGGAAGAGUGGGUUGGAAGAGAAGCCGGUGGAGAUGGGAAUUAAGGAAGUGAUAGUGACGGGUGUGAUGACCAACCUGUGCUGGGAGACCAAUGCGCGAGAAGCAUCUGUUAGAGGCUUCAGAGUGUUCUUCUCCACAGAUGUCACUACCACCUCAGAUGAGGAACUUCAUGAUGCCACUCUCCAGACCAUGGCUUAUGGUUUUGCUUACAUAGCUUAUGCUCAACUUAUGGCAGCCCUCCACCGCAAAUGAAAUGCGGAGAGGCUGGGCGGUGUUGGCGGGAGGAGG
Messenger RNA from Arachis ipaensis, 414 nucleotides. Lineage: Eukaryota; Viridiplantae; Streptophyta; Magnoliopsida; Fabales; Fabaceae. The record is from RefSeq and is a predicted model, not a curated record.